AUGAAUGAUGAGUUAGAGGAAAAGAAGGAGGAAGAAGAUGAUGAGGAAUUUAUAGAGGAAUUGAUAAGAUGGACUGAGAAGAAUAUGAGGUGGACCACGGAACAGGAGGAACGCAUUACGGCAUACGUAAGCCCCUAUGCGGAAAAAUUAGAUGUGAGUCCCUUGUUAGUUGAGGCAGCAGAAUGCUGCACCCCUGACAAGAGAAAGAGAUGGCAACGUAAGUGGGGACAGGCAGCGAAGAAAGUUAUGUCUCAUAGACAGUAUGAGAAAACCAGGAGGGAUCAGGCAGCCGGAGUAAUGCCCCUCCGAAGGGUUUAUGACCCACCGGGACCUCCAGGAGCUAAUGGGGCAGCAGCAGAACGGACCUACACGGUCCAGCAUAUACCUUUUUCAAGUGCAGAUGUCUGUAAUUGGAGAAAUCAAAAUCCUUCAUUUGAGGAAAACCCAGCGAAAAUCAUAAAGCUGUUUGAAGGGAUUUUUAAAACUUAUAAUCCCACCUUUGAUGAUGUGCAGUAUUUAAUGGAUGCGCUGCUAACCACAGAAGAGACUAGGCGCAUCCAUGCUGAAGCCCGAGCACACAUGAGAGCGCAGGGAGUGCAGGAUCCAGCUAUUGCAGCAGAGUACCCUGAAAACACACCGAAUUGGGAUUAUCAAACUACUGGUGGCCAGAACACCCUCACUACCUACCGCCAGAACGUGUUAAAUGGUAUGAGGAGGGCAGCCAGGAAACCCACCAACUUUGUGAAGGUCAGAGAGGUAGUGCAGGGGAAUGAAGAGGCCCCAGGGGCUUACCUGGAACGCCUGAAGGAAGCCUACCGUCAGUAUACUCCUGUAGACCCAGAUGAGGCUGCCAACGCCCUUAUUGUAAAGGCUGCUUUUGUAGCUCAGGCAGCGCCCGAUGUCCGCCGAAAGAUUCAAAAACACGAGGGGUUCAUGGGCCACACCCUUGAGUGGAUGUUAGAACUGGCUCAAACCACUUACAAUCAGAGGGAAGAAGAGGAACAAAAGAAAAAGGAGAAGUAUCAAGCAAAGAAGUUGAUGGCAUUACAGGCCACCGCACCCAUCCCUCAGAAAAGAGGAAGUGCCCGGGGAGGAGGGCAAGGCCGCCUGGGGAGGAAUCAGUGCGCCAUCUGCCGGCAGGAAGGGCACUGGAAAGGAGAAUGCCCACAGGCCCACUUAGGAGGGAAAGGACGAGGAGAACGAGCCCCAGGCCCAACCCCCAGGGGACCUGGACAGGGACUGAGACCUUGGUCAUCGACAAAUGCCAGCAGGGGUAGAGGACGUGGACAGGGACCUCCCUGGUACCCCUCAGCCCAAAGGCAGCCCGGCAUGAUGAGCCUGAGAGAGGAGGAAGAAUACUAG
Molecule: messenger RNA, 1362 nt
Organism: Podarcis raffonei (Aeolian wall lizard)
Lineage: Eukaryota; Metazoa; Chordata; Lepidosauria; Squamata; Lacertidae
Exons: 1
Coding region: 1-1362 (453 amino acids)
Biological process (GO): virion assembly
Molecular function (GO): zinc ion binding; nucleic acid binding
Source: RefSeq, a predicted model, not a curated record